AGACUAGACAUUACUUAGCAAUAACUGAAAAUGUCAGUGUGUUAUCAACAUUCGUCUCAUACCUAACUCAAAAACAUAGCACUGUACCAGCUACUAGAAAGACAAUUAACUCUAUCCCAGCUGAAACCAGGACAACGAGGAAAGCCUGUAAGGUUUUCUUUGUGUUGACGAUGCUCAGCGGAGUCCUGUAGCAACUUUGGACCUGUGCUGUGUGUUGCAGGAAACAGCGGCUUGGGGAAAUACCACGGCAAGUUCACCUUCGACACCUUCACCCACCACCGCGGCUGCCUGCACCGCAACAUGGGCCUGGAGGCCCUCAACGCCCUGCGCUACCCGCCCUACAGCCAGCAGAAGCUGGGGCUCUUGACGGCCACCUUCGAGAUCAAGCGCAAGGGCAUGUGCACCCUGCUCUGAGGGCUGCCCCGCGCCGCUCACGGACUGGGAGGGGGGGACUCCUGGCUGGGUCUCCCCAGGGAGCAAAACCACCCUCCCCAGGAGACCGGUAUCCUCCUCCCUCCUCGGCACCGGUCUCCUGUUCCCUCGCCACGUCCUUUGCCUCGCUGCCACCCUGACGCAGGUUGGAUGACGGGGAUGGACAUUUCCUCCCGCACCUUCACUCAUCCCCAGCUGCCUCUGCUCCACGGGAGCUGUUUGCUGGGACACACAUGAAAUGACAAAAAGUUCUUUUUCUCAGCCCAUACUUCUCUUCCCAGCAGAGAAACGGUCCCCACAAGGCUGAGGACCAACAGUUAGCCCCAUCUCCCACUAGACGGACCUUUCCUUCUGGAUGAACCUCGCUCUCCCUCCUCUCAGUGCCGGCUGUUGCUUUUUCCUCCAUGUAACCCUGUCUGUAGUAAAGACUUUGCAUUUGCAUUGAGCUCUCCUGCCUGGCCUCGCCUCGCGCCUCUGUCACUGGGCUUGGGGGGUGCCGGGCAGGAAUCCAGCAGCUGAGCCCCCGGGGGUGGGUGCCCAGACCCCCGACAUCCCCAUCCAUCGCAAUGACACCCUCAGCCACACCGUCACACCCCGCUGGGGUUCUGUCCACCUCCCAUCACCCCGUGCCCGGUGCCUGCGUGGCACUGAGGUGCCGCGGGCUGGAUUUGGGGCGCGUUUUGCAUCCCAAGUGGUUUGGGCUGGAGCGGAGGCAGCGGUGACGUGCGGCAGGGCAGGCAGCCAAGUGGCAGAGCAGAAAGCCGGCAGCCUCCCUCCUCCGGGGGAGCGAGCUGUACCAGGGACUGGGGUGGCUGGGUGGCGCCUGCCUGCACCCUGCCUGCACCCUGCCUGCACCGUGCCUGCACCCUGCCUGCACCCUGCCAGCCCCACGGGCAGCCCCAGGGCUCAGCAGGAUCCUGGCUGCAUUGCCGGGGUGCUGGCCAGGCUCGCUGAGGCCACCUCCUCCACGUAAAACACCCUCUUAGCUGGGGUGGGGAACCUGCGGUUUGCAGCCCAAACGGUGCGAGACUGCCGGCAGCCUGCCCAGUCUGCGGGCAACCUUGGUGUAACGUGCACCGUGCCGCUCCCUUGGGACCGUGGAGAUCGGCAGCGUCUUCCCGCAACCCGGCAUGCAGCAGCCCACCGAGCCCUCCGGAGAGCAGCCCCCCAGCAGCGGGGCUGGGAAAGCUCCCGAGGAUAAUGGCGAUGCCAUGAGCGCGAACCCCUAUGCGGAGCUGGUGAGCCGCCUGCGGGCAACCUGGCUUUCGGGGAAGACGCGGCCCAUGGGAGUACCGCGUGGCUCAGCUGGAGGCCCUGGGACGCUUCUUGGAUGAGAAGCAGCAGGACAUCCUGGAGGCCACCGCCGCAGACAUGCGCAAGCCGUUCUUUGAAUGCGAAUUCUCCGAGAUCCUCCUCUGCAAGAACGAGCUCCAUGAGACCCUGAACAACCUGUCCCACUGGAUGAAGGACGAGCACGUGGACAAGAGUCUGGUGACCCGCCUGGACUUGGCCUUCAUCCGUAAGGACCCGUACGGGGUGGUGCUCAUCAUCGGGCCGUGGAACUGCCCCAUCCACCUCCUCCUGGUGCCCCUCAUCGGGGCCAUCGCUGCCGGUGAGCCGAACCUCUCUCCCGGCCCGGAGGAUCCAGGCAGCGCUGGGCACCGGCGAGGACACCUUGUUCUCAGGCUGGGGUGCCAGAAGGGCUGGCUGUCACCGUGUCACUGCUCUGACAUCCCGCCUCUCUCCCCCCCAGGUAACUGUGUCAUCAUCAAACCCUCGGAGAUAACCAAGAACAGUGAGAGACUCAUGGCUGAAGGGCUGCCCAGCUACCUGGACAAGGACUGCUCUGCCGUGGUGGCCGCCGGCGUGGAGGAGACCACCAGACUGCUGGAGAACAAGUUCGACUACAUCUUCUUCACUGGCAGCUCCGCCGUGGGGAGGAUCGUGAUGACAGCCGCUGCCAAGCAGCUGACGCCCGUGACGCUGGAGCUGGGGGGCAAGAACCCCUGCUACGUGUCCGACUCCUGCGAUGUGCAGAAUGUGGCUCGGCGGGUGGCCUGGGGCCGCUUUUUUAACGCGGGGCAGAUCUGCAUCGCACCCAACUACGUGCUGUGCAGUGCGGAGAUGCAGGAGAAGCUGCUGCCAGCUCUGCAUAAGGCCAUCACCGAGUUUUACGGCCCCAACCCUCAGGAGUCCCCCGACUUCGGCCGCAUCGUGGGGGACAGGCAGUUCCAGCGGCUGCAAACCCUGCUGCGCAGCGGGCGUGUGGCCAUCGGAGGACAGACAGACGAGAAGGACCGCUACAUCGCUCCCACGGUGCUGGCGGACGUGCUGCCCUCUGAUCCGGCCAUGCAGGAGGAGAUCUUUGGGCCCAUCCUGCCUAUCGUCGUUGUGGCCAACAUGGAUGAAGCCAUUGACUUUAUCAAUAGCCGUGAGCGGCCGCUGGUUGUGUAUGCCUUCUCCUCUGAUGACAAGGUGGUGAACCAGGUGCUGGAGCGGACAAGCAGCGGUGGCUUCUGCGGCAACGACACCCUGAUGCACGUGACGUUGACCUCGCUGCCCUUCGGUGGGAUCGGAAACAGCGGCCUGGGGAUGCACCACGGCAAGUUCACCUUCGACACCUUCACCCACCACCGCGGCUGCCUGCACCGCGGCAUGGGCCGGGAGGCCCUCCAUGCCCUGCGCUACCCGCCCUACAGCCAGCAGAAGCUGGGAAUUGUCCGGGUCGCCUCCGAGGUGAAGCGCAAGGAUGCCUGCACCCUGCUCUGAGGGUCCCCCGCCGCCACCGUGAUACCUCCUGCUGUCGGUCACGGUGGUCUUUGCAGCUACCUGCAACGCAAAGGCGUUUCCUUGCAACUACGUGCAAUGAAGAGAUGUUUCCUUGCAACCACCUGCAACGCAAAGGCGUUUCCUUGCUAUAUGUGCCAUGAAAAGGUGUUUCCUCGCAACCACCUGCAAUGAAAAAGCAUUUCUUUGCAACCACGUGCAAUGAAAAGGCGUUUCCUUGCAA
Aquila chrysaetos chrysaetos is the source of this 3442-nucleotide messenger RNA. Its product is annotated as aldehyde dehydrogenase family 3 member B2-like. The coding region runs from base 1804 to 3201 and encodes 465 amino acids. Gene Ontology annotation, cellular component: cytoplasm. The transcript is spliced from 9 exons. Gene Ontology annotation, molecular function: aldehyde dehydrogenase (NAD+) activity. Lineage: Eukaryota; Metazoa; Chordata; Aves; Accipitriformes; Accipitridae. Gene Ontology annotation, biological process: aldehyde metabolic process. The record is from RefSeq and is a predicted model, not a curated record.